UAUUAGGUCUCUACUGCCAGUCUCCUCAGUGAAACGGUCGAUCGAGUUUCUAAUCAUAGCGUCUGUUAACGUUGGUUUUUUGUUUUCGUUGCGACCAAAAACCACUGCCAAAAUGGUUGACGCUCUCAUCGGAACAUGGAAGCUCGAGACGUCAGAAAACUUCGAGGAGUUGCUAAAGGAACUCGGCGUCAACAUGGUGUUGAGGAAGGCCGCCACCGCUACGAAGCCCAAUGCCGAGAUCUCGAAAAAUGGCGACGAGUGGACCAUCAGGAGCGUUUCGACCCUGAAGACUACUGAGAUCAAAUUCAAGAUCGGUGAAGAAUUCGAGGAGACCAGGGCCGACAAUAGCAAAGGCAAAUCAACUUUCAUCAUCGACGGCGAUAAGCUCAAACAGGUUUCCGAAAAGGACGGCAAGCAAUAUAGCACUGUUCGGGAAAUCGUUGGUGGCAAACUCAAGGUCACCGUCACAAUCGGCAACAUUGUCUGCACUAGGGUCUACUCUAAGGUCUAAAUACCUCUAGAAGGUUUUGACACGCAUUUUGGUUGCGUAAGACAUCAAACAUUAGAUUAUCAUACAAUGCAAACUUUACAUAACGGAUAUACAAGCUAUUUUAGUUGCUAUGUCAUUAUCUAUUGCUAGGCACUGGUAAUAAUAAAAACAACGCUCGUCAUCGAAGAGCACAAAAUA
Molecule: messenger RNA, 688 nt
Organism: Varroa destructor (honeybee mite)
Lineage: Eukaryota; Metazoa; Arthropoda; Arachnida; Mesostigmata; Varroidae
Product: fatty acid-binding protein, heart-like
Molecular function (GO): lipid binding
Source: RefSeq, a predicted model, not a curated record